This is a messenger RNA of Sodiomyces alkalinus F11, 1700 nucleotides long. RefSeq names its product ferrochelatase. The record is from RefSeq and is a predicted model, not a curated record. The transcript has 2 exons. Lineage: Eukaryota; Fungi; Ascomycota; Sordariomycetes; Glomerellales; Plectosphaerellaceae. Bases 153 to 1448 code for a protein of 431 amino acids. Gene Ontology annotation, biological process: heme biosynthetic process. Gene Ontology annotation, molecular function: protoporphyrin ferrochelatase activity.
CAUUCGCAUCUUCCCGUCCCGUCCCCGAGGCCAGUUUAUUCCUACAUCGUACAGCCAAAAAAGAAGGGGGAAAAGAGAUCGAGUCAAUUCUCUGUAAUCUUUUCUUUCUCGACCCUCACGACAACACCACACUACAUCAGCUCUUCCCAGCCAUGACUGCCCGGCGGGCAGCGACGCACUUCACCAGGAGCCUGUCGCAGGCAUCGGCGGCGUCCCCAGCUCUCCCUGGAUACCUAGGGGCCGCCCAAUCUCAAUCCCGAAGAUUAGCGACAGUGCCUCCUCCGGUUACACAGAAUGCUGCUGGAGCAAAGGGCCCAACGGCCAUGGUCUUUCUGAACAUGGGAGGACCAUCCACAACAGAUGAAGUGGGGGACUUUUUGAGCAGGCUCUUCGCAGACGGUGACCUGAUCCCUCUCGGCCGUCUUCAGAGCUACCUCGGACCCCUGAUUUCCAAACGACGAACACCCAAGAUAAAGCAGCAGUACGCAGACAUCGGCGGAGGCUCGCCGAUCCGCAAAUGGUCGGAAUACCAGAACGAGGAGAUGUGCAAGAUCCUCGACGAAAUCUCCCCGGAGACGGCGCCGCAUAAACCCUACGUCGCCUUCCGAUACGCCGAUCCCCUGACGGACGAAAUGUACACUCGACUACUGGACGACGGGUUUGGCAGGGGGAAAGGGGGCAGGGCCGUCGCUUUCACACAGUACCCGCAAUACUCGUGCUCGACGACGGGCAGCAGCCUCAACGAGCUGUGGAAAUGGCGCCAGCGGCUCGAGGGCAAGUCCGCGGCCGAUAGGACCAACGGCGACGGCGACGGCGACGGCACCAUUGCUUGGAGCGUCAUCGACCGAUGGCCCGUGCAUUCGGGGCUGGUGGAGGCUUUCGCGCGGAACAUCGAGAAGACGCUCGCCGAGUACCCGGAGGAGCGGCGCAACGAGGCGGUCCUGCUCUUCUCGGCCCACAGUCUCCCCAUGUCGGUUGUCAACAGGGGUGACCCGUACCCGGCCGAAGUGGCUGCGACGGUCUAUGCCGUCAUGCAGCGCCUGAACUUCUCCAACCCGUAUCGCCUCUGCUGGCAGUCGCAGGUCGGUCCUUCUGCUUGGCUGGGCCCUCAAACGUCUGAUACCGUCGAGGGUUAUAUCCACAAGGGUCAGAAGGAUCUGGUUCUUAUCCCCAUCGCCUUCACCUCGGACCACAUCGAAACACUGUUCGAGCUCGAUCAGGAGGUCAUUCCCGACUCUGGCCAUCCGGAGACCGUCAAGCGCGUGGAAAGCCUGAACGGCAACCCUCUUUUCAUCCGCGCCCUAGCCGACAUGGCCAAGGCGCACUUGGGCAGCGGGAUCUCCUGCUCGCCGCAGAUGGAACUGAGAUGCCCUGGCUGUAAGAGUGAGCGGUGUGCCGAAUCCAAGAAGUUUUUCAAAGGCCAGCAGUCAGCACUGGCAAGUGCAUGAGGGGAUAUUUUUUGGGGCUUUUUUGCAUCGUUUUGGGAUGUGUACUUUGUAUGUCUAAAAAAAGAAGGAGUGAAAAGGGCGUGUGUAUGAGAGGGUAUGAGAGAGUUGCACCACCGUCGUAUCGUCUCAAGAAGACUUUGUUUCCAUCACGCGUAGUUCGGGGCGGUAGAGUCAAUUCUCCCUCCUUCAUCGUCCUACCCUGACCAGACUGAUUUGCUUUUGCAACAGGACAAAGGUCGAGUCUGAAAUGUU